UUGCAUUUCCGUAUCCGUUCGACUGUCUCACUGACACAUUCUUUUCAAUACAAAAAUGGCUGCUGUGCAACCAAAUCAAAAUUUUGCAAAAAUGAUUUCGGCGCAGCUUCGUAAUAAAGCAACUCAUAACAAUCUUGCUGAUAUACUAGAGAUGUUUGAGGCUGAAACGGACAAUUAUUCGCCCUUACUACUUACAGUAGAAGUGAUAUUCACAAAACUUUUGCGAAGAGGUGAACUUUUAGAGGGAAUAGUCCCCCUUAAACCAGCAGACAACAGUCCUGAAGCCCAGUACAAACGAUGGCUGCGCGAGUGCUUCGAGGCGGCUCUGACCCGCAUCCUAGAGUGUAUUCGUCGCGGUCGCAUGAGCUCCCGGCUGCAGGCUCUUGUUACGGCUUGCAAGCUCAUGCAGGCUGAAGGCAAGCACCCUUUGGAGGGUUCCACUGGAUUUUAUUUCCCAUCAGUCAGGCUCAAGAACAUAUUCAAUGUGUUGCUGGAUCCUGAAAUAUCCAUGUCAGCGCCAAUAGCUCGCUUCCAGGAAUUUACUGAGUACAAAGACGUACAGCAAUAUGGACUAAAAGUACUUUCCACAAUCGCUUAUCGCAAAUCACCAACAUCUGUUUACAUGCAGAACUACUUGGAACUACUUGAUAAACUACUGGUAUGUGAGAUACCCACAGAAACCAAAAUCAAGGGUAAAGAAAGGGAUGGAGAAGAGAAGGACGAGAAGGUUCUGUGUGGCACUGAAGACAAGGCCCCAUUCCCGUACAACCCGGGCGUGUGCCGGCGCUACGCCAACCGUUGCUGGGGCUUCGCGUGCCAGUGGCCGCUGUGCCAGGACUCGCGCACGCACCGCCGCGCGCUGCUACUGCUCGUCGAGCGUCUCAUGCCGCUCCUGUCCCGACCACACCUCGCCACUGAUAUGCUCUGCGACAGUCUGGAUGCUGGUGGGCCUAUCAGUAUGUUGGCCCUGCAAGGCGUAUUGGAGCUGGUCCGUCGUCACAACAUUGAUUACCCCGACAUGUACGACCGACUGUACGCCAUGUUCGAGCCCGAGAUGUUCGCUACGCGAUACAAGCGACGGCUCAUGCAUCUCGCAGACAUCUUCCUUAGCUCCACCCACUUGCCAGAGAGCCUAGUAGCGGCGUUCGCGAAGCGUCUGUCUCGGCUGGCGCUGGUGGCGUCCCCUGACGACGCCGUGGGACUGCUGCAGCUCGUCGCCAACCUGUUGUUGCGUCAUCCCGCGCUCAAGCGCAUGAUUUGCUAUGAAGAUACGCCUGCUAUCAUGUCGAACGACCCGUACGUGAUGGAGGAGACGUGUGCACGGUCGUCCCGCGCGCUGGGGUCGUCGCUGUGGGAGGUUUGGGCGCUGCGGCGACACCCGUCGGCCGCGCUGUCGGCCGCCGCCGCGCGCGUGUUGCAGCCCGCCGCCGACCGCGCCGCGCCGCUCGCGCUUACUGCGCCCGACCUAGCCGCGUCCUUCGACGCCGAACUGAAGAAGAGGUUCAAGACUAUAGAGAUGAACUUCGUUCGGCCACAAGGCAUGACUACUCCAUCUGGCGAGCGAGUGAUGCAGUACUGGGAGCUGAUGGCCUGAAUCCAUACCGCAGUAAGAAUAACGACGCUGUUGACUCGCAUUUAUGGAACACCCCACACGUGAGAGGACCACGCCGCUAAGCGGCACAGACCAAAUCGGACAUGAUUUGAUCUGCCCCCAACCUGGUUGGUCGGACCAAAUCCUGUCGCCUGUAGGUCUGACACAUUGAUUUCAGUACAGGCCCCGUUGCUUGCGAAUUUAGUUGAUGUCAGAGUUGUAAGGAUAGAUAUGACUAGAAUAGUGACUAUUAUUGCGUCUGGUUGUUAGAAGUAUUUUAUUAUUAUUGUUACUUUACAACUCUGUUGGAAUAAGCCUCGAGACGUGUAUAUUUAUACUCUUCAGGACUAACCUCGAAUUAGAAAUACACAGAGCUAACAAAAGACUAUAUCAAAGGGACAUUGCCGGUCUUUUCAAACUCUUAAAAUAAACAGUUGCCUACAUGAUUGCAAGUUUCCAAAUAAGGUAUAUGGAUAAAUAUAUUCGUCUUCCGACAACCGUCGUCAAAAUUGUAUGAUCGACACGUACAUUGAUCAUUCAAUUUCGAUACAAAUGAAUGGAGCACUGCACUUUAUGUACACUAUAUGUCUCACUUAGUACACGGACAGAACCGUACUAGGCCUAGCAGUGUAGCUAUUUUGUUGCUAACCACAUAUUUUACAAAUAAACUGUUAAUAGAUGUAACUUAAAUGUAAGUAUAUACACUAUAUACAGUUGUCUGUUUAAAAGAAAGAUGUUGCGAUUUGGUAACGUUUUGAAAGUAUUGCCAGUGAAUGCAACUCCACUUCCUAAAUACACAAGAUAUGAUAUAUUAGUGUACAACCUGUAAUUAUAAGAUUUUGAAUACAUUUUGCACUUGUAAUGUUAAAAACCUAAUGUAGAUGAUGUUUGUUGUAGUUUGGUUACAAUUUUAUUUUUUUACGAAUGACUUCGAACGUCUGUGAUUGUUGGGCCGGGUGUCGAUGGCGAGCCACAUUUACAAGGUUAUUUAUUUAAAGUGUUUAGUCAGUAACGUAAGUGUAUAUCCGUGUGGGUAUAGAUAGACUAGCGCUAAUAGAAUAUCUACUCUUUGUAGGAGAGGUAAUAGUAAUCCUUAUGAUUAAGUAAAUUAUGUCUGAUAUUCUUUAUGUUUAAGUAUUAACUAACUUAUUGUGUAUAGUGUACCUUUACUAACGGCUACUACCGACACCCGGGUGCGCGUGCGCCGCUCGAGUGGACUCUGCUGGCGCCGCGCAUAGAUUGUUAUAGAAUAGCUCGUGAAUGUCGCGUGUCAGGGUGGACAAACAUUUUAUCCCAAAUAAUAACAUUUCCAUGACAAAAUGAAUAAUCUCAUUUAAUUAAAUAACCUUAACAGGUGGUAAAAUAUCGAUCGCUAUAGAUAUAGUCAACAAUUAGCUCUUAAUUAUAAUAAUCAUAAUAUCGAUCGAUUGAAACUAAAAUCUGCAAAGUUCGGUGUAAUAACCGUGUCCCAGCAGGGCAGGGCAGUUGUGUGCCGUCAAACUAAGUAAAAAAAAUACAUUAAAUCUAACUAAACAAUAUACAGGUAUUUUUGAAAUUUCAUAAUAGUUAUAGUCUUUGAAUGGAGGGUGACGACGACGUAUUCCCUGUGCAACUGAGUCGAGGGCAUGUGAAGAUGAGAACUUUUGGUGCUGGUACCUUCAGGGUCCAGCCUUUUCGCUUCCUAGGCGCCUGAAGUUUCUUCUCUGCCCUAGCUGGUCCGAAGAUUUCAGUUUAACACGAUUACCUGGAAAAUACUUCUAAUUUCUUCUAUAGUGUAUAGCUUUAUCUAGCUUCAUGUUUACAUUACUUAGUAUAUUUUUGCAUAGGUAGCAAAUUCGAUCACACCUGACACGUGCAUUCCCAUGGAUCGCUGUGGUUGGUCCGUUAGAUAACUUACGUGCAUUGUCGCCGUCUUCCCGCACUAAACUAUUAUAGUUUCAUUCCAAUGAGAACUUCCUUGACUAUUUGUUGAACAUUUAUUAAUUAAGAAAUUUAUUUUUGUUAUUUUUUCUUUUGGAGCUGUUCUCUUUAUGUAGUGAAGUCAAGUGUUUAAAAGGGAAAGAUGUGAAAUGCUAUUUUUA
Molecule: messenger RNA, 3672 nt
Organism: Spodoptera exigua (beet armyworm)
Lineage: Eukaryota; Metazoa; Arthropoda; Insecta; Lepidoptera; Noctuidae
Source: the annotation of a GenBank genome assembly